GGCUCUCUAUAAUAACUGUGAAUGUCCCUUCUUUCGAUGUCAGUUAGAGAAGAAGAAGAACCAAUAUACAGUGUAUGAGUCUCUGUACUUUCACAAGCUUCCAAGCUCCAUCACUGCACUCUUCCAAAUCUUUUAGAAUAUUAUUUUCUUUUCCAUCACUUCUUACCCAAUCAUUAUCACCAAAGGACUCUCUUGUGACUGAGAGGUCUCUCUCUCAAGAUUUGAGUAGAGUUUACUACCCUUUCGAUGGAUUACGAGCGAAUCGGAAAGACCCAGGUUACUAGCGGCGGCGGCGGCUUUUCUCCGGGGAAGUUAAGAACUAUGCUUCUCGGUGUUGAUAGAAAGAAUAAACAAGAACCUGGGUCAAAUCAAAUUCUUGACCUUGCUGCUAGUGGAUCAGAUGAUUGCAAAGACGUUGAUGUUGUGACUGAGAUUACUGAUUCUUCCACCGCAUCUCUCUUCGAGUUUCAAAAGGCAGAAAAGGAGAAGACCACUCCAAGAAUGUCCGUUAGAUCAUUCUCUAAACCGGCUCCGUCUAAAUGGGACGAUGCACAGAAGUGGAUCGCUAGUCCGACAGCUAACCGACCCAAGACGGGACAGGUUCAGGCUCAUGCCUCAAAGAAAGGGCCUAGCUUCGGUCGGCAGUCUUCUAUCAAGAUCGUUGAUGAAGAGCCUGAUACAAAGCGAGUAGAUGUAAGCCAAGUGAAGAAGGAGACAGGAGGACACAAGUUUGUUAGCUGGGAAGUUGAUUCGUAUCUCAAACCGGUUCUUAUGGUUGAGAACUCAGCAACUGAAGUUAAUCUCAGCCGACAUGACUCGUCAAUGGCAACUGCGUUUGCUCAACCGCCGCCUUCAACAGCGAGAUCUGUGUCUAUGAGAGACAUGGGAACCGAGAUGACUCCAAUAGCGAGCCAAGAGCCUUCUAGAAACGGGACACCGAUCAGGGCGACGACGCCGAUACGAAGCCCUGUAACUUCUGCACCUUCGAGUCCAGGGAGAGGAGCGUUGAGUAACGAGGAGUUGUCGGAGAAAGAGAUGCAGAUGAAAACUAGGAGGGAGAUAAUGGUGUUGGGAACACAGCUUGGGAAGUUGAACAUCGCUGCUUGGGCUAGUAAAGAGGAAGAUGCUUCCACGUCACAAACUUCUAAGAGUGUUUCUGAAGCUCGUGCGUCCGCGUGGGAGGAGGCGGAGAAGGCUAAGCACAUGGCUAGGUUCAGACGCGAGGAGAUGAAGAUACAAGCGUGGGAGAAUCAUCAAAAGGCGAAAUCUGAAGCUGAGAUGAGGAAAAUGGAGGUGGAGGUUGAGAGGAUAAAGGGACGAGCGCAAGACCGUUUGAUGAACAAACUAGCUGAGAUUGAGAGGAAAGCAGAGGAGAAACGAGCAGCGGCUGAAGCAAAGAAGAAUCGUGAAGCAGCUAAAACAGAGAAACAAGCUGAACAAAUUCGAAGAACAGGCAAAGUACCUUCAUUGUUAUUCUCUUGUUCUAGCUUUUGUUCUUAGUAACCAUAAAAAAUCAAACAAGAACCAUUGAUGUCUUUCUCUCAGUUUUUGUACAAUAAAAUCUUUGUAAAAGUACCUUUUUUUAUUGCCAUCUAUUCA
Messenger RNA from Brassica napus (rape), 1599 nucleotides. RefSeq lists its product as uncharacterized. The record is from RefSeq and is a predicted model, not a curated record. The coding region runs from base 247 to 1500 and encodes 417 amino acids. The transcript has 6 exons. Lineage: Eukaryota; Viridiplantae; Streptophyta; Magnoliopsida; Brassicales; Brassicaceae.